UAAUCUCAACGGCCUCCCGCAGGGCUAUAAGAGGAGACUGGCCUCGGGGCAGGCAGCCUCACCAUGCCCCGCAGCCACUGGCCCGCCCACCUUGUCCUGGCCUCCAUCCUGCUGGCCCUGCUCCUGGGCGGUGCAGGCCAGGCGGCGCGCAUCGUGGGCGGUCGGGAGGCGCAGCCGCACUCCAGGCCCUACAUGGUCUCGCUGCAGUUGCAGCAGGCCGCGGGCAGCCACUUCUGCGGAGGCACCUUGAUCCAUCCGAGCUUCGUGCUGACGGCGGCCCACUGCCUGGCCGACAUCUCCUCCAACCUGGUGAGGGUGGUGCUGGGGGCGCACGACCUGCGGAGCGACGAGCCCAGCCAGCAGAAGUUUCGCAUCACCCGCGUCUUCAGCAACGACUACAACCCCGAGGAGUUUCUCAACGACGUCCUGCUCCUGCAGCUGGACCGCCCAGCCACCCUGAGCCCCGAGGUCGCGGUGGCCCAGCUGCCGCGGCAGAACCAGCAGCUGACCCAGGGCACCCAGUGCCUGGCCAUGGGCUGGGGCCGCCUGGGCACCAGCGCGCCUCAGCCGCGGGUGCUGCAAGAGCUCAACGUCACAGUGGUCACCUUCCUGUGCCGGCCUCACAACGUGUGCACGCUCGUGCCGCGGCGCAGCGCAGGCAUCUGCUUCGGUGACUCCGGGGGCCCCUUGGUGUGCGACGGCGUCCUGCAGGGCGUGGACUCCUUCGUGAUCCGGGAGUGCGCCACGCGCCAGUUCCCCGACUUCUUCGCCCGCGUCUCGCUCUACGUGGACUGGAUCCAGUCGGUGCUGCGCGGGCGGACGGCCCGCAGCCCCUGAGCAGCCCUGGGACCCCCGUGGCAAGCCUUUCUGGAAAGCGCCUUUGCUGAGCCCCGGCCUGACCCCGCCCCUGCCGCGGGACCCCCCCCCUCCCAGUCAGGCCCCGCACUGCCGGAUGGUGCCAAUAAAAGCUGAAACCCCGUCUGGCUCCUGUCUGUCCUUC
This is a messenger RNA of Tupaia belangeri chinensis (Chinese tree shrew), 1000 nucleotides long. Its product is annotated as myeloblastin. Gene Ontology annotation, biological process: proteolysis. Bases 64 to 837 code for a protein of 257 amino acids. The transcript is spliced from 5 exons. The record is from RefSeq and is a predicted model, not a curated record. NCBI's taxonomy places the organism in Eukaryota, Metazoa, Chordata, Mammalia, Scandentia, Tupaiidae. Gene Ontology annotation, molecular function: serine-type endopeptidase activity.